AUGAACGCAGCUACGUCAUCCCCGCUACCUCCGACAGCCGAGGCCGAGGCUCCCGCCAUCGAGGUGAAUACUGAUGAAGCAUUCCGCCCUUCGGAUCUAGAUGUCGCACCUCAUCUAGUCGUGCGCCUGAUUCAAUGCCCGCGCUGCCAUCGUCCCCUCGAGCACCCAUGUCGUUUGCCGUGCGGGAACGCAGUGUGUAAGCGCUGUUUACCUCCCGUGCGACCGCGCAUUGGGAUCACAUACCCCGUGGCUCAGGGCCGCGAGGAAGGAUUCACGUGCUACUGGGAGGGCCAGAACGGCUGUGUAGGAGAGCACUGCGUUGGGGACUGUGGGACCGAUGUUGUGCUCUGCUCUGUGGCUGGUCUCUUCCACGAGGAGCUGAUGUGGUCCAUGCCGGGUGUAGAAGGCCCGGACCCACCUGAGAUCGGGCGUGUCGUGCGCUGGAAGAUCAAUCGCAAAGCGGCAGACUCGGAACCACAGGCGUUGCGCAUGAAGCAGCGUGGUUGGCUGCAUGCAUUGUACGAAGCGGCGUGGGGUGGCCGCUUGCCUUCUGAUGCAACGGAUAUCGUCUAUGAAGAUACGGGCCCGGUUGAUGCUCAACGGCUGCUGCAGCUUGCAGAAGAAGACCGCGGGCGUCUCAAAGAGCUGAAAGAUAGAUUGCGGGGAGAGCUAGAUUGCCAGGUCUGUUAUGGUCUGAUUCUGGACCCGGUAACGUUGCCUUGUGGUCAUACUUUCUGCCAUUCAUGCAUUGCUCGCUCCUUGGAUCAUUCAGAUCUCUGUCCAAUAUGCCGCCGCAAACUGGACAUGCUAUCAUCUGUGUCUUCUGAGCCACUCAAUAGGACGCUCGUGCGGCUCAUCGACUUCUUCUUCUCAGACUUGGUCGAGGCCCGGCGCGAAGCGUUGGCACAGGAUGAACUCGGUGUGGAUCAUAAGGACUUGCCACUGUUUGUGUGCACAUUAUCAUUCCCGACGAUGCCCACUUUUCUCCACAUAUUUGAACCACGUUAUCGUCUCAUGAUCAGAAGAGUGGUCGAAAGUGGAAAUGGGAAAUUUGGGAUGGUCAUGUGGAAUCGCCGUGGGCGAUCACAAUCAGAUGAACUUGGCAGUGUGCCAUUCAUGCAGUACGGAACAUUACUGAUGGUGGAACGGUAUGAACUUCUUCCAGACGGACGCAGCCUCGUAAUUGCAACUGGGAUCUCGCGAUUCAAAAUAUUAGAAGCGGAUGUGCUAGAUGGAUAUCAUGUUGCGAAAACAGAACGCGUGGACGACAUCUCUCUGGCAGAAGAAGAAAGGCUGGAAGCCAUUGAAACCACUACAAACAUCAACACGGAACUAACGGAUGAUGGAGAUGGGAUUGAUGGUCCAUUGGAUUCAAUGUCGACCCAGGACUUGAUGCUCCUGACCCGCGAAUUUAUUCGCAAGCAGCGCCAAUCCGGUGCACCAUGGCUCCAUCCUCGUGUUAUGCUAGCGUACGGACCUGUCCCAACAGAUGCCGCUCGGUUCCCAUGGUGGUUCGCUAGCAUUCUGCCUAUUGCCGAAGAGGAAAAGUAUCCUAUUCUUUCGGCAAUAAGUGUACGAGAGCGAUUGAAGAUCUGUGCUAGAUGGGCGAGAGACCUGGAAGCUCGUGAAUGGUCCAGUCGAUCAUCCAUCAGCUCUGCCUUAUGA
Molecule: messenger RNA, 1665 nt
Organism: Penicillium chermesinum
Lineage: Eukaryota; Fungi; Ascomycota; Eurotiomycetes; Eurotiales; Aspergillaceae
Exons: 2
Coding region: 1-1665 (554 amino acids)
Source: RefSeq, a predicted model, not a curated record